CGGUGAAGUGGGAGCCAGCACUGUGGGUUCCGUCUCGGUAUAUAUCGUCCCUCUGAUCGUCUGCUACAGGAAGCACAACUCAGAUCAAUCACUCAACACUCUCUUGACCACAGCCGCACAUUUGGCAUAGAUUCUGUCAUUCGUUUUCAAAGUCGAAUCUUACCAGCUUACCCAGAAGAAAGAAGAGUCUUUAUCACGAUGUAUCUCGAUAACCUUCUGGUCUCCGCCGCUCUCCUGGGCUUUGCGUCUGCUGAGUAUACGACCAAAUACCUCACCGGGUCGUCGAACAACACGAUCCAAGUCCUUGUCGAGGGAGACGGCCCGUCACUACUCGUCUGGCCGUCUUUCGCCCGGGAUAGCCUCGAUGAUUUCCACGAGUUCUCGACCGCCCUCGCCGACGCGGGCUACCGCGUGUUGCGUCCUCAGCCCCGAGGCAUGGGUGAAUCUACCGGCCCUAUUGACACUACUUGGGCCGAGGUGGGCGCCGACCUCGUCUCAGUCAUUGAUACGUUUGGCAACGGAAAGGCUAUAGUACUCGGUCACGCCGCCGGCCAGCGCAUGGCAAAGAACAUGGCUGCCGCCUACCCGGAAAAGGUGCUUUCGAUCGUCUUGGCGUGCAUCAACACCGGCAUCAACACCAAUGCCACGAUCGCAGCUACGGCAAACAUUGCGAGUAACUAUACGUACUCGGCAGAAGAGCGGCUCGUUGCUUUAGAAUUGGGCUACUUUGCUCCAGGACAUAAUGCCUCCCUAUGGUUGACUGGUUGGUACCUUGAGGCAAUGGGCUCCGUAACUGGGGCUCCCACGAGCACAACGAUCGGCAGCAACAAUACGCAGAUCUUGGACGUCAUCGCAACAUUGGAUCCGUGGAGGAGAGAGGACCAAUGGAACUACACGACUGGACUGGUUGGAAGUCGGUCCACGGUUGUCUUUGUUGAAGAUGCUUCUCACGCGCUGUUCCCUGAGAACUUGCAGGGCGUUGUGGAUGUCAUGUUGCCAUGGUUGGAAACCCAGACUUCGUCUUGGAAAUAAUUGCUUUCAGCACCGAAAUAGCCGGCAAAGGAUAAUUUUACAGACAAAUAUGAAAUAAAGGCCGUUGAAAUAAUGGCGUGACCAAAGCUUUCGGAGCAUGCCAUAUUCCAAGUGCAUGAGUUCCU
This is a messenger RNA of Colletotrichum godetiae, 1157 nucleotides long. RefSeq names its product Alpha/Beta hydrolase protein. The record is from RefSeq and is a predicted model, not a curated record. The transcript has a single exon. Bases 199 to 1032 code for a protein of 277 amino acids. Gene Ontology annotation, molecular function: hydrolase activity. NCBI's taxonomy places the organism in Eukaryota, Fungi, Ascomycota, Sordariomycetes, Glomerellales, Glomerellaceae.